CGUCGGCUCGGCGGGCGGUGUCCAGACGCAGGUACCGGCCAGAGCGGAGCUAGCGGUGCUGACGGGACCGGCCGGGCCGGGACCAGGGCCGGGGCGAGCGGAGGGGCCUGCGCGGCCGCCCGGCCCGGCCGCGGAUCAGAGGCCUCAGUCCCUUUCCUGAAAUUCUCACAGGGAAACACACAAGCCUUGCUGGUUGGUUCUGGGAUGGAAGAGGAGCUUGCCAAGGGUUCCUGCUGACAGGCUCCUGGGACCAUGGGCCUUGGGCCCUGAGGACACAGGGCGCCCUGUGGCCAUGACGACGGGUGACUGUUGUCACCUCCCCGGCUCCCUGUGUGACUGCUCCGACAGCCCUGCCUUCUCCAAGGUCGUGGAGGCCACAGGCCUCGGACCACCCCAGUAUGUGGCCCAGGUGACUUCAAGGGACGGCCGGCUCCUCUCGACUGUCAUCCGGGCCUUGGACACACCAAGACAUACAAAGAAGCAGACGGAAGCCUUGCCGUGUUGUGGAGGGAGCCCAGUGCUGGGCCCCUUACAGGUCUUUGCCUUGCCUGAGCCCAGCGAUGGUCCCUUCUGCCGGAUCUGCCAUGAGGGGGCAAAUGGGGAGAGCCUACUGUCUCCAUGUGGGUGCACUGGCACGCUGGGCGCUGUGCACAAGAGCUGUCUGGAGAGGUGGCUUUCCUCAUCCAACACCAGCUACUGCGAGCUGUGCCAUACAGAGUUUGCAGUGGAGAAGCGGUCCAGAUCUCUCACAGAGUGGCUGAAGGACCCCGGGCCUCGGACAGAGAAGCGGACGCUGUGCUGUGAUGUGGUGUGCUUCCUGUUCAUCACGCCACUGGCCGCUAUUUCAGGCUGGCUGUGCCUGCGGGGGGCCCAGGACCACCUCCGGCUCCACAGCCAUCUGGAGGCCUUGGGGCUGAUCGCCCUCACCAUUGCCCUCUUCACCAUCUAUGUCCUCUGGACGCUGGUCUCAUUCCGCUACCAUUGCCAGCUGUACUCCGAGUGGAGAAGGACCAACCAGAAAGUGCGCCUGAAGAUGCAGGCUGAUGGCUCCGAGGGCAGCCAGCACUCCCCGCUGGCGGCCGGACUCCUGAAGAAGGUGGCUGAGGAAACACCCGUGUGAAGGCCGGGCCGGCCUUGCUGUCUGGGCUGGAGGCAGCUGGCAAUGCCCUGGUAUUCAGAAGGACAGAAACUGCCUGACCCUUCCUGCAGGGCCGGAGCGCUUCUCAGGCCAAGAGAUGCCGAGCGGAGGAGCCGAUUCUGUGAUUCCUGAGUGAAGCUGUUUUCAGAUUGAUUUUGCACACUCUUGUACACGAGGAUGAUGAACGGACAGAUGUGGUCCCAAGCUCCGGAUGGAGCGGGCACCCUGAUCUCAUUCUGAAGUCUCCCUGGCCCCUCCUGGGCCACCAGUCGCGGCCAGAGGCAAGUCUUGAGUGCCCCUCAGGCUGGGAGGCUCUGCAGGCUUCUUGCACUUUCCUGCACCUGGCAGGCUCGCUUUCCAGGCACCCUUGACUUUAUAACGUUGCACCACAUUUCAGAACACCCCCUCCCCUCCGAAUGAAUAAAAGGAGCCCCUUGCUGGACAAAACGGACUUGUCAGUCACAUUUCUGAGACCUCAAAGGGAGGGCCUGGGACCGAGGGGGGUCAGGGACUACCCAGAGGUAACAGUGGCAACAGCAGAUGCUCCCAACUGGUUUGAGGGAUCCAUUGUGAAAUGCAGGGCUAGAAGCAGUGUCUGAGUUUUCCAGGGACAAGGAGGUAGCAGGGCUAUGUAGUAAAUGAUUUAAAAUAAAUAUACAUGAGAAGAA
Bubalus bubalis (water buffalo) is the source of this 1806-nucleotide messenger RNA. It is a transcript of the gene MARCHF2, whose product is annotated as membrane associated ring-CH-type finger 2. The record is from RefSeq and is a predicted model, not a curated record. Gene Ontology annotation, biological process: protein ubiquitination. Gene Ontology annotation, molecular function: zinc ion binding; ubiquitin-protein transferase activity. Bases 293 to 1120 code for a protein of 275 amino acids. The transcript is spliced from 7 exons. NCBI's taxonomy places the organism in Eukaryota, Metazoa, Chordata, Mammalia, Artiodactyla, Bovidae.